AUGAAGAAACAUACUCAUCAUAAGGUUUGCAUAUUCAUUUUUGGAAAAGUUCUGAAUUAUAUAUUUUUAGGCAUAUGGUGAUUCAACAGGAAGAGAACCAUUGAUAGAUUUAGAAAUUAUUCGAGAAUGGCUGGUUUCAUUUGGAAAAGAAGGUCAUUCUUCUGAAGCUAUUUUGAAUAUUGUUGUUGGAUUUGGGGUAAGUUAUCUAUUCUAAGGUUUUUUUUUGCUUUUAUUUCAAUAGAGAUAGUUUUUAAAAAGUUCCAUAAUUUCAGGUCGUUGCUUUUGUUGUUUAUCAAUGCGGUUCUUUGUUGUAUCGAAUAAAUAAACGAGAAGAAAAACAAUUAGAAAGUAAAUCCAGACAAAUCAAUCAGAAAAUCGAUAUUACUGAUAAAAUUUGCGGAGAUGAAAAUGUUUUUAGCGAUUUGCAUGAGAUGGUUAUUCGAGAGAAAAUGGUGGGUUUUGGAAGUAGCCUUGAAUGUGAUCUCUUAUUUUUAACGUGGUAGUUAGAAUUUUUAUUUUAAUAUUUUAAUGAAAUUCAUUGUGAACUAGAUUUUUCUAAUUUUUUCUGACAAACCCCAAAUGAUAUAUUCAAAAAAUAAGAUGUACAUAACUAUUUCUAUAAGUUUCUAGAAACAAUAUAUUUAUUUUAUUCCAGAUCCUCUACCGUACUCCACACCUCGCUGAAGAAACAACCGUAAAAAAUUCGCAAAUAUUCUACGAAGAAAUGAAAAUGCGUCGAAGUUGUCGUCAAUUCAGUGCAAGAGAUGUUCCUCUAAAAGUUGUUCAAAAUCUUCUAAAAACCGCCGGAACUUCUCCAAGUGUUGGAAAUUUACAACCAUGGACUUUUUGUGUUGUUGUUAAUGAGAAUAUCAAAAUGAUGAUUCGAAAAAUGUUGGAAGCUGAUGAACGCGAUAAUUAUGUUUCGAGAAAGUAAGUUGAAAUAUUAUUCUAAUUUUAUCUUAAAAGUUAAAGCGACUUUUUCAAUAUCCAUAACUUUCGUGUAAUUAUUCCAACAGUUUCUCAAAUUUAAAUAAUUGUUUUCAGAAAAGGUGCAGCUUGGGUGGUAGAUGUUUCGCAACUUCAAGACACUUGGAAAAGGCCGUAUAUCACAGAUGCACCAUAUUUAUUAGUAGUUUGUCAUGAGGUAAAACUUUCUUUCCCUUUUCCAAAUAUUUUAUUUUCUUCAGAUUUUUAAAAAUGUCAACAACACGACAGAACGGGUAUUCCAUUAUAAUCAAAUUAGCACAUCAAUAGCUGUUGGAAUUCUUUUAGCCGCAAUUCAAGUGAGUACUUGAACUUUUUGUUUAUUGCGAAGCAAGUUUAAUUUCAGAGUGCUGGUUUGAGCACUGUUGUUACAUCACCACUAAAUGCUGGACCAGAUAUUUCUAGGAUUUUGAGAAGGCCUGAAAAUGAAAGCGUAAGUUUUUAAAUAUUUUUUUCUGGAUUUUUCCAUCUUCACAAAUGUUCUUCAUUAUUCUAACACUUUCGAUUCAGGUAUUAUUACUUCUACCCCUUGGUUAUGCAGCAGAAGAUGUAACUGUUCCUGAUCUCAAACGGAAACCGGUCGAACAUAUCACUAAACUCUAUUAA
This is a messenger RNA of Caenorhabditis angaria, 1590 nucleotides long. Lineage: Eukaryota; Metazoa; Nematoda; Chromadorea; Rhabditida; Rhabditidae. The record is from the annotation of a GenBank genome assembly.